Molecule: messenger RNA, 2818 nt
Organism: Solanum tuberosum (potato)
Lineage: Eukaryota; Viridiplantae; Streptophyta; Magnoliopsida; Solanales; Solanaceae
Product: receptor-like protein 12
Exons: 1
Coding region: 1-2793 (930 amino acids)
Molecular function (GO): protein binding
Source: RefSeq, a predicted model, not a curated record
AUGGACUAUGCAAUUGUGCUCUUACUUGUUUUUCUCUGUCAUGAAGUAUUUACUGUUUCUUCAUCCAAAUUACCUCAUCUCUUUCACAAACAUCAAACCAGUUCACUUCUAAAAUUCAAGAACACACUUACUGUAGAUACCUCAGCCUCUUAUCUCUGUCAAGAGCCUUAUCCAAAAACGAGUUCAUGGAACAUGAGCAGAGAUUGUUGCUCAUGGGAUGGUGUCAUAUGCGAUGAGAUGACUGGCCAUGUAAUUGAACUGGACCUCAGCUGCAGCAAUCUUGCUGGGACCAUCGAUUCCAAUAGCAGCCUCUUCCAACUCUCUCAUCUCCAAAGGCUUGAUCUUUCUCUGAAUAACUUCUCCAAUUCUCACAUCUCCCCUGAAUUUGGCAAGUUUUCGAGCUUGACGCAUCUUGAUCUUUCUGACUCCAAUUUCUGUGGUCAAAUUCCUUCUGAAAUCUCUCAUCUUUCCAAGUUGCAGUCUCUUCGUCUCUAUGGUCGCCUACGACUCAUAGCUCACGAUUUUAAAUUGCUCCUUCAGAACUUGACUCAAUUAAUAGAGCUAGAUCUUACUUCCAUAAACAUCUCUUCCACCAUUCCUCUGAAUUUUUCUUCUCAUUUAACAACUCUUAGGCUGGGAGAUACAGCAUUGUAUGGGAUAAUACCUGAGACUAUAUUUCACCUGCCAAACUUGGAAACACUUCACUUAUGGGAAAAUUUUCAGCUCAGUGGUUAUUUUCCAAAGACCAAAUGGAACAGCAGCACAUCUCUCCAGAAGUUACAACUCAGUUUUGUGAAUUUUCCUCAUAAUUUGCCCGAGUCUAUUGGCUAUCUAACUUCACUGCGUUAUUUGUAUCUUCAAAAUUGCAACCUUAGAGGGCCUAUUCCUGAAUCUCUUUCGAAGCUCACUUGCAUAGAGGAUUUGUACCUUCAAUAUAACUCCCUGAAUGGAACAAUACCAUCAGGGAUUUUCUCCCUUCCAUCACUAAGUCGUUUAGUCUUGAGCAAUAACCACUUUUCUGGUCAAUUUGAGGAUUUCAAUUCCAAUUCCAAUUCACUAAUCUUGAUUGAUUUAAGCAAUAAUCAGUUGCAAGGCCAUCUUCCCAACUCAAUUCAAAACCUUGUGAACCUAACAGAUCUUGAUCUUUCUUUCAAUAAUUUUCAUGUGGAUGUCAGCCUCUUUUCAGACCUCAAACAGCUUUUGUAUCUUAGUCUUUCAUACAAUACUAUUGAUGAAAAGGAAGUUAAUUCUACUUUGCCUGAGUCACUUGAGUACUUACUAUUGGCCGCAUGUGAAGUGAAAGAAUUGGCGUUUCUAAGAUCUGCAAAACAUCUUUCCAACUUGGAUCUUUCAAAUAAUAAGCUUCAAGGAAGAAUUCCUGAUUGGGCAUGGUCUAACUGGAUGUCAUUGACAACUCUUAAUAUAUCCCACAAUAUGCUGACGAGUGUGGAUACAAUUCCUCUUCAGAUUGUAUAUACUAUUGAUUUACGAUCCAAUUUGCUUCAAGGUUCACUACCUGUUCCACCAAAUUCCACAACAUUCUUCUUCAUAUCCUAUAAUUAUCUCAGUGAAGAAAUUCCUUCAGAUAUUUGCAAUUUAACAUCACUUGUAAUGCUAGAUUUGGCAAGAAACAAUUUACGUGGAGAAAUUCCGCCAUGUUUGGGAAAAAUCACUGCCCUCCAAGUUUUGGAUAUGCGCCACAACAAUCUUUCUGGGAACAUUCCAACGACUUUCAGCAAUGGAAGUUCACUGAGCAGCCUUAACUUGCAUGGAAAUAAACUAGAAGGGAAAAUUCCCCAAUCUUUGGCCAAUUGCAAAAACUUGCAGCUUCUUGAUUUAGGCAAUAAUAACCUCAACGGCACAUUUCCUGUGUGGUUGGGAGCUCUGCCAGAUCUGCUAGUUUUAAGCUUGAGAUCAAACAAAUUGCAUGGACCCAUCAGAACAUCAAGGAUUGUGAACAUGUUUCCUGAGCUUCGAAUCAUAGAUCUCUCUUAUAAUGCCUUUUCGGGAAGCUUACCUUCGAGUUUGUUUCAACAUCUGAAAGCCAUGAGGACAAUUGAUCCAUCAAUGGGAGCACCAAGAUAUCAUGGAGAUACAUAUUAUGAAGAUUCUAUUACAGUUGCAACCAAGGGAUUUUAUCGUGAAAUUGUGAGAAUCUUGUAUUUGUACACAGUUAUCGAUCUUUCAAGUAAUAAAUUUAGGGGGCAAAUUCCAAGUAUCAUGGGGGAUCUCAUUGCAGUUCACAUAAUGAAUUUAUCUCAUAAUGGAUUGCAAGGUCAUAUACCGUCAUCAUUCGGAGAUUUAUCUUCAGUUGAAUCAUUGGACCUAUCAGGAAACCAGCUUUCAGGAGAGAUACCACAACAACUGGCUUCUCUUACGUAUCUUUCAUUCUUAAAUCUCUCCCACAAUCAUCUCCAAGGAUGCAUCCCUCAAGGACCUCAAUUUCACACUUAUGAGAGCAACUCAUAUGAAGGCAAUGAUGGAUUACGUGGAUUUCCUAUUUCAAAAAGUUGUGGCGAUGCUCGGGUAUUAGAUACAAAUGAUACCGUAUCUGGACUAGAUGAUGAAGAAAGCAAUUCUGACUUUCAGAGUGAUUUUUGGAAAGGUACUCUUAUGGGCUAUGGAAGUGGACUAUGUAUUGGAUUAUCCAUAAUAUAUUUCAUGAUUUCAACUGGAAAACCGAUUUGGCUUGCAAGAAUCAUCAUAGAAAUGGAGCACAAAAUAAUUAUGGGAAGGAGAAAGAAGCAGCGAAGGCAAAGGAAUUACAGAAGAAGAAACAUUAAUCACUUCUAGAUAAGUUAUAAGAAGGAUAAAUAAU